Messenger RNA from Symphalangus syndactylus (siamang), 2828 nucleotides. It is a transcript of the gene TPM4, whose product is annotated as tropomyosin 4. Lineage: Eukaryota; Metazoa; Chordata; Mammalia; Primates; Hylobatidae. The record is from RefSeq and is a predicted model, not a curated record.
CACUCGGCCCCACAGCCACAGCCCCUGCCUGCCGCAGCCCCCACAGAGCCCACCGCGCACCCCACGCCCCCCACGCCAGCGCCCAGCCAUGGAGGCCAUCAAGAAGAAAAUGCAGAUGCUGAAGCUGGACAAGGAGAAUGCCAUCGAUCGCGCGGAGCAGGCGGAGGCGGAUAAGAAAGCCGCUGAGGACAAGUGCAAGCAGGUGAGGUGCCCUCCGCUGGGCCGCCCCGGGCUGCUGGGCGUCCUCUCUGUGCGGAAGGCCGGGGUCCGGAGCCCAGUUGGGGGUCGCAGACACCUGCGGGAGGACAGGAGUCUGAUGCUUUGGCCAAGGAAGAGCGAGGGGACCAUUGCCUUCCUUGGAUGGGGUCCUGGGCUGGAAGGGGGGUGACGAUCGGACCCAUCCCCAGCAGGGCCAGUGCGAACAAAGUGGAGGAGGAGCUGACGCACCUCCAGAAGAAGCUAAAAGGGACAGAGGACGAGCUGGAUAAAUAUUCUGAAAACCUGAAGGACGCGCAGGAGAAGCUGGAGCUCACGGAGAAGAAAGCCUCCGAUGCUGAAGGUGAUGUGGCCGCCCUCAACCGACGCAUCCAGCUCGUUGAGGAGGAGUUGGACAGGGCUCAGGAACGACUGGCCACGGCCCUGCAGAAGCUGGAGGAGGCAGAAAAAGCUGCAGAUGAGAGUGAGAGAGGAAUGAAGGUGAUAGAAAACCGGGCCAUGAAGGAUGAGGAGAAGAUGGAGAUUCAGGAGAUGCAGCUCAAAGAGGCCAAGCACAUUGCGGAAGAGGCUGACCGCAAAUACGAGGAGGUAGCUCGUAAGCUGGUCAUCCUGGAGGGUGAGCUGGAGAGGGCAGAGGAGCGUGCGGAGGUGUCUGAACUAAAAUGUGGUGACCUGGAAGAAGAACUCAAGAAUGUUACUAACAAUCUGAAAUCUCUGGAGGCUGCAUCUGAAAAGUAUUCUGAAAAGGAGGACAAAUAUGAAGAAGAAAUUAAACUUCUGUCUGACAAACUGAAAGAGGCUGAGACCCGUGCUGAAUUUGCAGAGAGAACGGUUGCAAAACUGGAAAAGACAAUUGAUGACCUGGAAGAGAAACUUGCCCAGGCCAAAGAAGAGAAUGUGGGCUUACAUCAGACACUGGAUCAGACACUAAACGAACUUAACUGUAUAUAAGCAAAACAGAAGAGUCUUGUUCCAACAGAAACUCCAGAGCUCCGUGGGUCUUUCUCUUCUCUUGUAAGAAGUUCCUUUUGUUAUUGCCAUCUUCGCUUUGCUGAAAUGUCAAGCAAAUUAUGAAUACAUGACCAAAUAUUUUGUAUCGGAGAAGCUUUGAGCACCAGUUAAAUCUCAUUCCUUCCCUUUUUUUUUUUCAAAUGGCACCAGCUUUUUCAGCUCUCUUAUUUUUUCCUUAAGUUGCAUUUAUUCCUAAGGUAGGCAGGGUAUUUCCUAGUAAGCAUACUUUCUUAAGACGGAGGCCAUUUUGUUCCUGGGAGAAUAGGCAGCCCCACACUUUGAAGAAUACAGAACCCAGUAUCUAGUCGUGGAUAUAAUUAAAAUGCUGAAAACCAUAACCUUUUGGGUCACCUGUUGGUCAAACUAUAGGAGAGACCAAGGACCAUCACAUGGGUAGGGAUUUUCCAUCCAGAGCCAAUAAAAGGGCUGGUGGGGGCCAGGGGUGGCUAUUGUGGUAAGUCAUAACCCACAGAUAGAUUAACGUAAGAAUCCUGGCCCUUCUCCACUCUCCAGCAUGCAGAACAAACAUCCUCUCAAGCAGUCAAUGUAGAAUGCUUGGGAAAUAGUCAUAAUUACCCACACAUAGUAAUUCAUAGAUGGUAAUUAAUAGAUCCUUGAUGUGAUGUUCUUUUGCAUAUUUCCUUCAUUCUAAAGUUGUUCUCUGGCCGGGCGCGGUGGCUUUCGCUUGUAAUCCCAACACUUUGGGAGGCCAGAUCACUUGAGGUCAGGAGUUCGAGACCAGCCCAGCCAACAUGGUGAAACCAUGCCUCUACUAAAAAUACAAAAAUUAUGGUGACGCCUGCCUGUAGUCCCAGCUACUCAGGAGGCUGAGGCAGGAGGAUCGCUUGAACCCAGGAAGUAGAGAUUGCAGUGAGCCGAGAUCGCACCACUGCACUCCAGCCUGGUCGACAGAGUGAGACUCCAUCUCAAGAAAAAAUAAAAAUUAAGUUGUUCUCUGAAGAGCAAAUGUCUCAUUCCAGUAAUGAUCCACUCAGCAGGAAUAUGGUGGAGUUCAGUCCAAUUCAGAUCAGCCAUAUCCAAAAGACUACAAGUCAUUACUAAGUUGAGCAAAAGAGUUUUUAUCCAUUAGCAGAAAGGGCCUCUCUGGCAGCAGAGAUUAAAACUUGGCCCGACUUCAUUUCCAUACUUCAGGGAAUAGCAAAUUGAAGAUUUACUUAUCUAGGACUUGGAAUUUCUUCUUUGGGACCAAGUUAAUAAAAGACCAAGAAACUCCUGAUUAAACUGGAUAAUGAAGGAUUCUGUAGACAGGGCUGCACGUAUCGGCUUUGUUUGACUUCUCUUUUCUCAGUUAACAUCUCAGAGCUGGAACAUUCCACAUUCCCCAGCAGCGUGUGGGGGCUGACUAAAGUUUACAAUUCCGACUAAAAAUCACCCUGCUUCUGGCUUAUCUGAAUCCCUUACCCACCCCACCCUACCACCCCACUCCUAUUUAUUCAGCACCACACUACCCAGGAAAUACACUAGCAAAUUGUGCAAUGGAAUAAAAUCCACACUUUACUUUAGAUUCUUGCAACUGUAUCAUAUGUAAUAGUAUCACUUUUUCUACAUUUUGGUCAAAUAAAUUUUUACAUAAACUACAA